Molecule: messenger RNA, 951 nt
Organism: Sitodiplosis mosellana (orange wheat blossom midge)
Lineage: Eukaryota; Metazoa; Arthropoda; Insecta; Diptera; Cecidomyiidae
Product: odorant receptor 33a-like
Exons: 4
Coding region: 1-951 (316 amino acids)
Biological process (GO): sensory perception of smell; detection of chemical stimulus involved in sensory perception of smell
Cellular component (GO): plasma membrane
Molecular function (GO): odorant binding; olfactory receptor activity
Source: RefSeq, a predicted model, not a curated record
AUGGUUGAUCGUUCAGUGAUAACCAGUUCCGUGGUGGUUGUUGUUGUGAAAGCCAUAGCUUUAUUCACAACGCGAAAGGGUUUGAACGAGUUUUUAGAAAUAAUCAAAAGCUUGGACAGUGAAAUCCACGAUGAAUCACACAUUUUCCAAAUGAAUAAAACCAUCAAAAUCGGACAUCGACUCUAUAUCUCCUAUUUGUAUCCGUACAUUUCCACCUGUGUAUUGUUGGUGUUUCAAACAAUUUACUCAAAACCAGAAACUCGGAUGUGGUCUUCAACGUAUGCAUAUCCAUUUAAAUGGGCUCAACGCACCAACGUUUAUGUGGGCGGACUAUUCCUUCAGGGCAUUGCAAACACGUGCAUCGUUCUUUUUGCCGUCGCAGCUGAUACUUACGGAGUUGUGAUGCUUCAAAUUUUGUCGACGCAUAUUGACAUCUUACAAGACAGACUGAAAUGCUUGGGCCAAGCCAAAGAACUCUCAUCGGACGAACACUUCAAUCAACUGAUUUCGGGCUGCAAGACCUAUGAAAACAUUUUGAGAUGCUCAAAAUUAUUAGAAUCCACUUUGGGAUCUGCUUUGUUCGCGCAGUUUUGCGUGAGUGGUGUUGUGCUUUGCACCAGUGCUUAUCAAUUGACAAUGAUCGCACCGGAGAAUUUUUCCAAAUUGUCAUUUGUUAUCGUAUACUUCAUGUGUAUGAUGACCGAAAUUUUCGUGCCGUGUUUCUUCGGAUCAGUGGCGUUGGAAAAAAGUCGGCUCAUUGGUUGGAAAAUCUAUGAAUCAAAUUGGAUGAAACAGGAUAAACGAUAUAAACAGGCAUUUUCAAUAUUUAUUCAGCGAAGCAGUUUCCCCAUUCAUUUAACUGUGAACAAAAUAUUCUUCUUGGAUCUGAGUACAUUUCUGAAAAUUCUAAAAACCGCUUAUUCACUGUUUGCUCUCUUGAAGAAUGUUUGA